AUGCCUAUUGCGUCGCCUGACCGGUUCGUGCCGUCUCGUGUACCUCUUCAAGACCGUUUCCGAGCCACUAAGCAGGCCCACGAGUUAUCGCCGUCGGAACGCUUGCAUCGAACUGAGGAUUCUGCUUCCGAUGUCUUCUGCUUCGCGUCCAUGAGGUCGGCACUCAUCCCCGCACGGCGAGCCUCGAGGUCUGACGGUGUUGAGCGACAAGCUGGCGCCAUCCUGAGUCCGGACUCCUCGGGGCGACAGGUCAGCAACGGUGCCGUGUGGUCCGUUGGCGGUUUAGCUCCCGGAGGGGUCGGUGUUGACGAUGGCCGCGGUCAGCGGAUGCGCUCAGGCAGCAAUGCCCGCUAUUAUACCACCUCCUUCGCGGACGCGCAGCCCAGGUCGGAGGACGAGCAAGAAAGGCACGAGGGUCGAUUGGCUUUGGCGCUGGACAUAAACCGCAUCCAACGGAUGUUAGACUUUGGCCAGUAUUCCACGUUCCCUCGUUGCAAGCGUAACGCCAUACCGCUGCCAUUGCAAGGGACGAGAACGAUUUGGACCGGGAGUGGAUGGAGCAACGGCUGCCAUACGUCCAACACUCGGAGAGAAGAGAGACUUCUUCCCAAUGCCCCAUUCAAAGUCUUGGAUGCGCCUGGUCUUCGAGACGAUUUUUACUGCUCUAUCAUGGCCUACUCCCGCACUCGCAAUGUCUUGGCCGUCGGAUUGGGCAACUUACUCUAUGCGUGGUCGGAGCCUAUGGGGGUAACGUUGUUAAAUGCCGGGCUCCAGGACGGAUCCUGGCUGACCUCCGUCGCCUUCUCGUCUGACGAAGGAGACAAAUCGAUACUCGCGUUUGGCCGCUCAAGCGGAAUGCUCUUCCUGAUGUCGCUCUUGGACGGCCGACCCCCCAGUUCCUUCUCGGGCGUGUGUCCUCGCUUUAAAAUCCAUCAACCAGCGCCUGUAGCUUGCUUGUCCUGGCGCCCCGCGGUCGCGCUGCGGCCUUCCCGUAGUGAGCUCAACCCCGGCGUUCUAGUCAAGACGGAGGACCUUCUUGAAGUGGCUCGAGAAAAUUGGCGUGGCACUAUGACUUUGCUCGCGCGCAUCAAGGUUCACUCUCAGCAGAUAUGCGGCCUGGCAUGGUCUCCUGGCGGUGAGCAGUUCGCUACCGGUAGUAACGAUAAUCUGUGUUGCCUCUUCAAUGUUGACAGGAUCAUCGACACGAGGACAAGCCCAGGCUCCCCGGCUCCAUCCGCGAACAACUUCCGUAGCGACGGAGGCGAACCUACCGCUUUGCCGUACACAAUAAAUCCGGGGAACGGCGGCUCGUCGCCAGGCACCCGGGCCGACGACUUGGGGUUCCUGCCGGUCCAGCGCCAAUUUCCGGUUGGUUCAGAGCAGCAUCGGUGGCGUCACGGCGCGGCCGUGAAGGCCAUCGCAUUUUGCCCGUGGCGUCAGGGGCUGAUUGCCACCGGCGGCGGAUCCAACGACAAAUGCAUUCACUUCUACCACACCCGGUCGGGCGCCGCGCUCGCCACGAUCUCAGUCGCGGCGCAGGUGACAUCGCUGAUCUGGAGCACGACCCGGCGGGAGAUCGCGGCGACGUUCGGGUACGCGCAUCCGGACCACCCGUAUCGCAUCGCGGUUUUCAGCUGGCCGGAUUGCCGGCAGGUGGCUGCCGUGCCGUGGGAGGGGGAACACCGCGCACUCUAUGCCAUCCCGUACCCGGGAGGCCCGAGAGAGGCGUGCCGGGCGAGGGAUCGGUCGCGGAGCCGGACGGCGGAGGAGGGCUGCAUCGUGGUGGCGAGCAGCGACGAGAGCAUCAAGUUCCACGAGGUGUGGGUGGCGUACCGCAAGGCCACCACACUAGGCAGCGGGAUCCUAGGCGGGAGCGACAUCUUGGAGAUGGGAGAGGGCAUCGACAAAGAGGGCGACGUGAUUCGCUGA
Durotheca rogersii is the source of this 1929-nucleotide messenger RNA. RefSeq names its product WD40 repeat-like protein. Gene Ontology annotation, biological process: anaphase-promoting complex-dependent catabolic process; positive regulation of anaphase-promoting complex-dependent catabolic process; positive regulation of ubiquitin protein ligase activity. Bases 1 to 1929 code for a protein of 642 amino acids. Lineage: Eukaryota; Fungi; Ascomycota; Sordariomycetes; Xylariales; Xylariaceae. Gene Ontology annotation, cellular component: anaphase-promoting complex. Gene Ontology annotation, molecular function: ubiquitin ligase activator activity; anaphase-promoting complex binding; protein binding. The transcript is spliced from 4 exons. The record is from RefSeq and is a predicted model, not a curated record.